Brachypodium distachyon (stiff brome) is the source of this 1508-nucleotide messenger RNA. RefSeq names its product GDSL esterase/lipase LTL1. The transcript is spliced from 3 exons. Gene Ontology annotation, molecular function: hydrolase activity, acting on ester bonds. The coding region runs from base 87 to 1211 and encodes 374 amino acids. The record is from RefSeq and is a predicted model, not a curated record. NCBI's taxonomy places the organism in Eukaryota, Viridiplantae, Streptophyta, Magnoliopsida, Poales, Poaceae.
GAUAUAUCGUCAUUAUCAUAGGUGCGUUAGCAGCGAAUACUAGUGAAUAUUAACACCCGCAAAUUUAACUGACGCGUCACACUUUGAUGACGAUGACCCGUGCACUGGGCGGCUGCAGUAGUUUGUGGGCAAUGUCGACGAUGCUAAUGGCGGUGGGGCUACUGGCGUCGCCGGUGGAGUGCGCGCGCGCCUUCUUCGUGUUCGGCGACUCGCUGGUGGACAACGGCAACAACAACUACCUGAUGACGAGCGCGCGCGCCGACUCGCCGCCCUACGGGAUCGACUUCCCCACGCACCGCGCCACCGGCCGCUUCUCCAACGGCCUCAACAUCCCGGACAUCAUCAGUGAGCACCUGGGCGCGGAGCCGACGCUGCCGUACCUGUGCCCGGAGCUCCACGGCGCCAAGCUGCUGGUGGGCGCCAACUUCGCGUCGGCCGGCGUCGGCAUCCUCAACGACACCGGCAUCCAGUUCGUGAACAUCGUGAGGAUGAGCCGGCAGCUGCACUACUUCCGUGAGUACCAGGCGAAGCUGCGCGCGCUGGUGGGCGCCGCCCAGGCCACGCAGGUCGUCAACCGGGCGCUCGUGCUCAUCACCCUCGGCGGCAACGACUUCGUCAACAACUACUACCUCAUCCCCUUCUCCCUCCGCUCCCGCCAGUACGCCCUCCCCGACUACGUCCGCCUCCUCAUCUCCGAGUACAAGAAAAUCCUCGUGAAUCUGUACGAGAUGGGGGCUCGGCGCGUGUUGGUGACGGGGACGGGGCCGCUGGGGUGCGCGCCGGCGGAAUUGGCGCUGCGGAGCCGGGACGGGGAGUGCGACAAGGACCUGAUGCGCGCCGCGGGGCUCUUCAACCCGCAGCUGUCGGACGUGCUGGGCGAGCUCAACGGGCGAUACGGGGACGGCACCUUCAUCGCCGCAAACGCCAUGAAGGUGCACUUCGACUUCAUCAGCGACCCGGCCGCGUACGGCUUCAGGACGGCCAAGGAGGCAUGCUGCGGGCAGGGCCCCCACAACGGGCUGGGCCUCUGCACCGUGGCGUCCAACAUGUGCGCCAACAGGGACGAGUACGUCUUCUGGGACUCGUACCACCCCACGGAGCGCGCCAAUAGGAUCAUUGUGAGCCAGUUCAUGACCGGCUCGCUUGACUACGUCUCCCCACUCAACCUCAGCACCGUGCUCCACAUGGACGCCGCCAAGCUGCUCGACUGAUCCAGCCAGACAGCAGGGCAGAGCAGAGCUGCCUAGCUUAAUUACCUACUUGCAGCUAAAUGUCAUGUACUACGGAGUAUAAGUGUACGUGUGUUCGUGUUUAAUUUAUCGAUAGCUUUGUACGUGAUGUACUGUAUGGCAUGUGCUCUACUGUUCUCCGUUUUGGCUUUUGAAUGUCGGCGGUGUCGUGUUUUGCUAGUUGGAGAACUAUCAAUCAAUAACUUGUGUAAGGCAGUUUGGACGGAGUUGCAGUGUGUGUUGCCACGGCCGCGGCCAACCGCAGCUUUUGCUUGCUUU